AUGAUGGUGGACGAGGAAGUACAAGAGCCCAAGAUCAAGACCAAGACCAAGAUUAAGGUCAGGAGCAACCCGAAGAAGAUUAACAGAACAAUUGUUGAUCCCACUGGCUUCCAUGUUGCCGAAGUUCAUCAUGCAAUUGGUAAGAAGGGAGUAAAUCGAAACAUCGAAGCAGCAUGGAUGGCACCACGCGAUCACUCGGUCUUUGAAUUCCGAAACAUCAACUACAUUGUUGGUGAGGGAAAGGCACAAAAACCAAUUCUUACCAAUGUCAGUGGGCGAGUUUCUGAUGGAUCCACAGUGGCCAUUCUGGGGCCUUCUGGCGCUGGAAAGACCUCUUUGCUGAUGGCUCUUUCAUUGGGAAUUACCUCUGGAAAAGUGACAGGAAGCAUCGAGUUGAACGGAAAGGCGCUCACAAACCAGAGCUUCAAAGAUCACUGUUUCCUGGUUGAGCAAUCUGAUCAUCACUGGUCGUUCUUGAGCUGUUUGGAAACCCUAAUGUAUGCAGCAUCUUUGCUGCUUGGUCCCGGAAAUCACUCCGCUGUUGUUGAUAGUAUCAUUGAAAAGAUGGGGCUUCAAUCCUGCAAAGACACUAAGGUUGGCAACGACUUUGUGCAAGGUUUGAGUGGAGGACAAAAGAGAAGGCUUUCGAUCGCCAUUGCGUUGUUGAAGAAACCUGCAGUGAUCAUGUUGGACGAGCCAACCUCUGGUUUGGACUCUGCUGCGUCUGUUGCCAUCGUGAGUGAACUGAGAAAGUUGGCCAAGACCGAGAACUUGAUUGUAAUCAUGACGAUUCAUCAACCCUCGACAAAAGUCUAUAACGACUUUGAUCAAGUCAUUCUCAUGGCACGGGGCCGACAAGCCUUCAUUGGAGAAGCAGCGGCCGCACAUGACUACUUUGAAACCAUUGGACAUCCAAUGGUGCACAUGACUAACCCUGCUGAAUUUCUCGUGGAUCUAGUCAAUUCUGACUUUACCAGCGAAGAUUCCGUUCUCUCGAUUCUGGACGAAUGGAAACAACACACUUCUGAGACGCAUAGGAGCAAGAAUGAAACCUUGGUGGUUGGCUCAAACGACGACUUUCACCAGCUGAUCAAACGAAAAAAGAGCUUUCUGCACGAAUUGUCAACAAUCUUUGGCCGACAUGCACUAUUGGUUGCAAGGGAUCCCAUUCUCUACGUAGGACGCAUUGUGUUACUAUUGAUCUCGAACACUAUAUUUGCCCUGGCCUAUUGGAGCUCUCGGGAGAAGGUUCAGGCACAAGCGAUCAACUUCUACUACGCCAAUGCCUGGCCCAUCUCACUUGGCUCAAUGUUCGCCGUUGUGGCAGUGUUUGGAUUGAAUGCCGAAUUCAAGUCUGUUAUUCGCGAAGUCAAGAAUGGUAUGAUCAAUCCAUUGACUUACAUCAUAGCGAAGACGGUUCUGGUCUUGCCCGUGAUGCUGUUGUUUGGUGCCGCAGCCAUCAGUACUGGUGUCUAUGCGAUCUUGGGACUCAAGGCAAACUACGGGAUCUAUCUGGUUCUCUAUGCUAUUAGCAUGUUUGUCUUCGAAUGCAUCGCCGAGGUUCUCUCUGUCGCUUUUAUCAAUCCGCUGAUGGGUAUGCUAUGCUUUCUGUCGAUCUGGUUCACCUCCUUUUUGUUUGGGGGAACCUUUUUGCCGCCAGAUGAUCUUUCAGUAGUGAUUCGGUGGCUCUACCAUGCCAUGCCACUGUCCUACACCUUCAAUGCCAUUUCUUAUCACGUAUUUUCAGGCGAGGACUGGCCCAGUUGUGUUCCUGAUGCAAACACUGGAGCUGUCUGUGUUGAAUUUGAUGAGUCACCAGAUGAAGCGCCAAUCGCUUUGAUUCUCGAAUCACUUUCGAAGAUCAUACCAAAUGUAUCUGGGGAUGACAAUCGUGUGGAAGCCAUGGCCAUUAUAUUGGGCAUGGCCCUUGGUUACAAAAUUCUGUACGUCGCAAUCUUUUUGUUUAAGUCCUCAUAG
Cylindrotheca closterium is the source of this 1977-nucleotide messenger RNA. The record is from the annotation of a GenBank genome assembly. Lineage: Eukaryota; Bacillariophyta; Bacillariophyceae; Bacillariales; Bacillariaceae.